UUCGACCUCUUUCUCCGAAUAAACAGGGUAUCUUCUAGUCAAGACUCGGCACUCUCGUCUCUCUCACUCGCUUUGCUUUGCGUUGGGUCUUGGACUGGUCGAGUCGUCGCUGCGACUGUUUGACUGGUCGAGUGCCUCACCUGCUGCUCGUCUGUCCGUCCGCGGGCAGAACUCAGCUGAAGCUCAGCUGUGGCUCUGCGCUUUGUUUUUUGUUUUUUGUAUCUGGGGUAUAAAAAGCAUCUUCAGCUGGCGCACAAAUUUUAAUCAGCCCGAAAAGCUGCGUCCGUCCACAACAGAAACGAAUCGCAAACGAAUCCCAAUCGAGACUCAAUCGAAUACGCGAGUGAAUAGUGUUGUAAAGUGAAUCAAUCCAAAGAAUCUAACGGCAAAAAUGUCUCACAAAAAAUCUGUGGCCAAUCUUCUGCUGAUGGGACUGGCGCUGCAGCUGACCUCGGCGGUGCUGGCGGACGUCUCGCACUUGGAGUACUCCAUUUCGCCCAGCUCCCAGCUGGGCGCCUAUCAUUAUCCCGCGCCGCGUGCCCCGCUGCGUCAGCUGUCGCACCAGCAGGUGGCGCGACAAUUUGUGGAGCCAGCCCUGGAGCAUGCGGCCUUUACCCAGGUGCUAACCAGCAGUGGCUACGUGUUCGGUGGCAAUACUGUCGCUGCCGCCUCCGCCGCCUCGGCACCGCUGACCGCCGCGGCGACGGGUCGUUCCAUUGGCUCGGCGACGGCGCAUGCGGAUGCCAAUUCGCUGAAUCUGAAGCUGCCCGUGCCCUUUGGCCUGAUGCCAUUGAAUGUGGCGAAUUUGCCGCUGCAGGCGGGCGCCUCAUAUGCCACAGUGCCGCGCACCACCGGGCUGACCUCCUACGGCACGGCGCAAAUACAAAGGCGCUGAGCCAGCUGCACCACCAGCUGCACCACAUAUCUGUAUAGAUUUCCAUAGGCAUCGAUUUUAGUUGAUAUUAAGUUGAACGCAAGCCACAGAGACAACCGACUGUUUUUAUUACCUCUGUGAGUGAGUGUGUGUGUGUGUGUGUGUGUGUGCGCGUGCGUGUGUGUGAAUCAUCUUAGUGAAUAUACUCGAAAUAUACUCGAAAUAUAUUCGAAAUAUGCUCGUAAAUAAAGUAAAAGCUACUUGCCAUUU
This is a messenger RNA of Drosophila montana, 1144 nucleotides long. RefSeq lists its product as uncharacterized. The record is from RefSeq and is a predicted model, not a curated record. Lineage: Eukaryota; Metazoa; Arthropoda; Insecta; Diptera; Drosophilidae. The coding region runs from base 392 to 895 and encodes 167 amino acids. The transcript has 2 exons.